UAACAAAAGCAGACGAUUGUGCGGAUGUUUACCUACCCAAGACGACGGACAUUUGCAAGUACAUGCUACAGCUAGUAUUCCAGUACAAAGAAAGACUUAUCGUCGUAAAACCAAGGAAACUAAUCAGUGACGGAACAGUGUGUUAUCCAUUGGACUGAAGACAAUGUUGUCUGUGGAACUCAAUGAAACCCAAACCGAUGACAAGACAUACAAGACACGCGGAGGGGAUUCUGUGGAUGUGGUAAGGGUGUCUAAAACAAAGCUACAAAUGGCAUGUGGUGUAGUCCAAGUAAAGAGGACAAAAACUGGAAAACUAGAGUUUUUCGCCGACACUAUCCCAGUUUUCUUAAUGUGUGGAUCAGAAGAUGCCUUGAUUGCAAAGGAGACAGCCAAAGAUGAAGAGUUGGUUAUAGUUUUGACCAACGAAACUGGCAAAAUCUUGAGCAUCCUUGCAGAUUUUCUUAAUCCAGGGAAUUAUCUGAUCAAUAAACCUCCCGUUAGUUGGGACCGACUGACAGAGGUGUUCAAAAAAUCCCACCCCGAGAGUCGUUUGUCCCUACGCGCAACGACUUGGUCCCCAUACCUCUCAUCUGUAACAGACCCAAUGAAGGGACAGCACUUAAUAAUGAUUAACUAUGCAACUGAAGCUCUUUCUUACAUUAACCCUGGAGAGGAAAAUCCAGAUCUGGUCGAAGUAGUGAGACGGUUUGAGUUAUCACAGACAGAUGGCGACAUGGAAAAUCGCCUUGUGACUCGGAGCCAGAAUUGCAAAAAUUCCUUGUGCGACAAUCUGUAUUAUUGUAUGAUCAUGUCUAGUAUUAGGAGUCUGGAGCUACAGGCCGAACCCAGGAAAAGGAAUUUUCAAAUGAGAAUAAAAUAUGUUGAUGCAGCUGCGUUAAAAGAAAAGAAGAAAAAGGACAAAAAGAAAUGCAAGAAUCCGGAAACGGAUGUCUCUCUCAACGGACCAAUGACGUCCGUCCCUGGUGAAACACCUUUCCUUGAAGAAAUUUCGCCCAUAUAUAGUUGAGACUGUGAUAAAAGGGGGAGGGAUUCCAAAUGAUUGUGUUCUGCAAAUUUUACGUUAGUGUAUUGUUUUCUAAAAAUGCUUAGUAAUAAUUUAUACUUUUGAAAUAUUGGAGACGAUUUUUUUUUUGCUUUUUACUAAUCAUUCUAAAAGUUGUUUAAGAUUUUUCAAUUGAACUCUUUAAAAUCCUAAGACAUGCAUGUUUAUACUA
Messenger RNA from Magallana angulata, 1235 nucleotides. RefSeq lists its product as uncharacterized. The record is from RefSeq and is a predicted model, not a curated record. The coding region runs from base 164 to 1027 and encodes 287 amino acids. NCBI's taxonomy places the organism in Eukaryota, Metazoa, Mollusca, Bivalvia, Ostreida, Ostreidae. The transcript has 2 exons.